Aureobasidium namibiae CBS 147.97 is the source of this 1905-nucleotide messenger RNA. Its product is annotated as cytochrome P450. Gene Ontology annotation, molecular function: heme binding; monooxygenase activity; iron ion binding. Lineage: Eukaryota; Fungi; Ascomycota; Dothideomycetes; Dothideales; Saccotheciaceae. The transcript is spliced from 3 exons. The record is from RefSeq and is a predicted model, not a curated record. The coding region runs from base 1 to 1905 and encodes 634 amino acids.
AUGAUACCAUUUGUGUGGUUGGCAUUCGCCUCUGCAAUUAGUGUCUACAUCUUCAACUACUACCGCUGCUUCACCCGCAACCUCGCCGCAGCCAAACAAUCGGGCUUGCCCUAUGUCGUAGCACCAGUCUAUGGAUUCAAUCGAUUCUGGCUCGUGACGCACAAGCUCUGGAUCCCGUUUCUCGAGAAGCUCCCCAAAUCCUGGACAGAUCCAUGGUUACAGUUCUUGGAUCCUGAAUGGACAUGGUUGAAGAGACACGAGCCCUUCAAGGCCAUCGGAAGUGACAUUUUCCUCGUGUGCUCGCCUGGUAGAAACUCGGUGUUUGUUGCCGACCCAGAGGCAACCACACAGAUUACUACCCGACGCAAUGACUUUCCCAAGCCAAUUGAGAUUUAUGGCUCUGUGGAUUUGUUCGGUAAGAACGUGGUUAGUACAGAGGGCUCGAUAUGGCGCCACCAUCGCAAGAUCACUUCUCCUCCAUUCACCGAGAAGAACAAUCAUCUUGUGUGGCAGGAGAGUUUACAUCAGGCGCAAAGUAUGAUGGCUUCUUUCCUUGACAAGAAUGCCGAGAAGGGCACUGUUUCUGAUAUCGCUGCUGCCACUAUGCGUUUGAGUCUGCAUGUCAUCAGUCGUGCUGGUUUCGGCAGACGUCUGCUGUGGCCGCACGAAGAACUCAAGGAGAAUGGACAAGCCGGUGUCGUACCUGAAGGUCACACUAUGACUUAUAAGGACGCACUGAGCACAUUGUUGGAGAACAUCAUUGCUGUGAUGCUUCUCCCGAAAUGGUUCCUUGCAAAUUCCCCAAUCAAGGCCAACAAAAUCGCCUAUGAAUCAUUCACCGAGUGGGGCAAGUAUAUGCGAGAAAUGUAUCAAGACAAAAAGGCGGAGAUCAGAGCAGGUGGAAAGCAGGAAGAAGGCAUGGAUCUCAUGGGAGCUCUUGUGAGCGGAGCAGGCAUCAAAGCAAACCAAGAUCCAGAAAAGGCCGACACACAACUUCUCACCGACAGCGAGAUCUUGGGCAAUGCCUUCGUAUUCAUCCUGGCUGGCCACGAGACUGCAGCAAAUACGCUUCAUUUCGCCAUGUUGUACCUGGCCAUGAACUGGUCCACCCAAGAAAUGCUCCAAAAAGACCUGGAUGAAAUCUUUGGCGACAGGACGAUCGACCAAUGGAACUACGAUCAAGAUGUACCGAAACUUUUCGGCGGUAUGUGCGGCGCCGUCAUGAACGAGGAACUCCGUUUGAUUCCACCCGUCGUCGGUAUUCCUAAAUGCACCCUCAAGGACUCACCACAACCACUGAAUAUCGGUGGCCGCCGUGUGAUCAUACCUCAGGGCGCCGCAAUCAAUCUGAUCACAGUUGCAUCCCACCGCAACCCCAAGUACUGGCCCACUCUCUGUGGUCCUAACGCCUCACCAGCCGAAAUCGAAAAAGAUCUCGCAAGCUGGAAACCUCAACGUUGGAUCUUGGACCCCUCGAAAUCAAGCUCGUCAGCAGCAAAGCAACAAGACACCCAACAUUCUGACUCUGAAGAAGACAUUGGCGGCCCCCAAUCCUCAGAUACAUCUUCUCACCUCUUCAACCCCGAACGAGGCGCUUUCAUCCCCUUUUCCGAAGGCUACCGCGCAUGUCUGGGUCGCCGAUUUGCUCAAGUCGAAGUCUUGGCUGUCCUAGCAGCCAUCUUCCGCGAUUACAGUGUAGAGCUGGACUUGGACAAGUUUGCCAGUGAAGACGAACUUGCGGGUAUGGAUGACGUGCUGAAAAGACAGACGUGGGACAAGGCUAGGGAUACAGCGGAAGGUUUACUCAAGCAUGGCAUGAUGACUAUCAUCACCAUUCAGAUGCGCGCAGGCAAGGUGCCUGUCAAGUUUACAAAGAGGGGCAGUGAGAAGUACAAGUACAACUGA